Molecule: messenger RNA, 1725 nt
Organism: Odontomachus brunneus
Lineage: Eukaryota; Metazoa; Arthropoda; Insecta; Hymenoptera; Formicidae
Product: transmembrane protein 19
Exons: 8
Coding region: 517-1485 (322 amino acids)
Cellular component (GO): membrane
Source: RefSeq, a predicted model, not a curated record
AUAUAGCCUAACAUUUAUUGAAGUAAUUUUGUUAGGUUAGAACUUUCUUUCCCAGAGAGAGAACGCACUCACUGAGAUCGAACGUGAAUCUUUUACGUGUAUAUGUAAAUAUGCUUUCGACGAUGUAAAAAACGAUCUGGUUGAGCUUAUAUUAUUACGCUGCUUUGGAAUAUUUUGGAAUAUUUUGGAGUGCAGAGGCAGUCAUAUAUAAAUGCGGCUUUAUAACUUAGAAAAUAUCUCUCCCUCUCUCUCUCUUUCUCUCUCAUUGGUUGCAGCCCUUAUUCUGUGGUCCUUUCACCAAUAAACUUGCUAUGAUGUACGCUAGAUGAUGGAAUUAGAAAUUAGGAAUUGUAGUUUGGGAGAUCUUAGGAAAAGUCAUCUCAGGACUAGUUUAAUAAGGGACCUAAAAAGUAUCCUCUCGGACGUUGGCCGCAGAAGUCAACGUUUAAUAAGUGAUCAAUUAUUUAUAGCGAUUAUUACCGCAUAUGAUUGGUGAUUUCAGAAUUUAGAUAGAAUAUGUCAAUUGGAGAUUUCAAAAUGCCAACGUGUUGUGUUCUACGAUGCAAGAAUAUUAUCAGAAAGCUAUAUUUUUAUCUCGCCAUGAAUUCAAGUUAUCCAGUGAUUUCACCGUGGAGAUGGUUGGCCGCGGUUGUAAUACCGUUUUUGUUCGCGUUUUGGGGCCUCCGCAAAAAAUCUGUGAACAUCAGUGGUGCAAUGUUUGGCUUGCUUCUGGGUUUUAUAUUAACGCUCUCGAAUUACGCUCAUUUAAUGUGCCUCAUGACGUUUUUCGUCACUGCGUCCAAAGCUACGAAAUUUCGAUCGGCACAGAAGAAAAAAAUCGAAGCUGAACAUAAGGAGGGUGGUCAACGUAACUGGGUACAAGUGCUAUGUAAUGGAGGAAUGGCUGCACAAUUGGCAGUGUUGUAUCUGUUGGAUGUCGGAUGUGGCGAACGACCCAUCGAUUUCGAUAAGGAUUACCGAAGCUCAUGGCUGUCUAUUGGCAUAUUAGGAUCAUUCGCGUGUUGUAAUGGCGACACAUGGGCUUCAGAAUUCGGUACGGUGAUUGGCACGGCCGAUCCUUUUCUUAUUACUACAAGAAAAAGGGUGCCAAGAGGCACAAACGGCGGUGUAUCGUGGGUAGGUCUCUUGUGUUCCUUUCUGGGCGGCUUAAUAAUUGGUCUUCUUUAUUAUAUUACGAUAUUAAACACUGUUGAUACAGCCGUGUUACAACUAGCAGCACCGCAGUGGCCCAUUAUUGUACUCGGGGGUUUGGCUGGUUUCUUCGGUAGCAUAUUGGAUUCUAUUUUCGGCGCGACUCUACAGUACUCUGGUGUGAAUGAGGACGGUCUGAUAGUGGAGCGACCAGCGAAAGGUGUAAAACACAUUAGCGGUAAACAGAUUCUGGAUAAUCACAGUGUGAAUCUCCUCUCCACCGUCGUUAUCGCUCUCACUCUUCCGAAAAUAGCGAAUAUCUUCUGGCCAUAAAUGAGACUCGUUUGAAAAUAGAAGAUUUUAUUAUUACGUCCACAUUAGUCUUAUUUAACCUAAUCUAAUCAAUAUCGCGUAUCUUUAUACGUCGUUUUAAUUAGGAUAUAUUGUUUUGGAUACUGAUAUUACUAUGAGCUAUUAAACUUAUAAUAAUAUAUUACUUGAUGUUCUUUAUUGUAUUAAUUUGUAUAAUAGGUAUUAAUCGAAAAUAAAUUAUCUAAAUAUUAAUAAUUUGAA